Nothobranchius furzeri (turquoise killifish) is the source of this 4013-nucleotide messenger RNA. Lineage: Eukaryota; Metazoa; Chordata; Actinopteri; Cyprinodontiformes; Nothobranchiidae. The record is from RefSeq and is a predicted model, not a curated record.
AUAAAAACACGUAAAAUUCAGCAAAAACAUCAUUAGCCACAGGCGUUUGGAAGGUGUUGACCAAAUCUUAGCUCUUAAUUGGACCCAUCAGUGAUGCAAAGGAAUCAGAGAAUCUCAUGACACAAUGGAAGAACCUGACGUAGACCAACCUAACCCCCACCCAGAAGAUAAUCGGGCUGAACGUCAGCCCUAAGCUGAUUAAGGAGCCAGGCUGGCUGGGCUGAAGACAUUCAGAGUAAGCUUCUUUCUUUCACUCUGCUCCACCUGCAGCGGAAUGCCAUAUCAUACCUGCCGUUUGGUGUCUCUACCCUGAGGUGGACCUCAGCCAUCUCGGAUCGGCAGCACAUGUGAAUGGACAGGUAGAGGAGAUUCAAACAAUCGGCGGCCUCAUCGAACGAUGUGAAUACGCUCACCGGACUCUUACGUCUACAUCCGUCAUCCUUGAGCCUUCAUGUCCAGGUGUGGACAGGGCUUUCAGGCACGGGUCGGAGCCUGAGGCAGGCUGCCUUUCACCUGCAGUGCUGAGUGACAGUUGAAGAAGAGCAGAGGACCAUGCCCACUCUUCCCCGCCUCAACAGCUUGGGGAAGCUGUGCAGCUCCAACCGCAGCCACAGCGUCAACCGCAUCAACCGCGUUCGGGUGAAACGCAAGAGCUCGGUCAAGCGAAUGUCCAUCAUCGAAGACGGAAAUGUGGCGGAGGUCCUGUACCUCAUUCCCAAACAGUACAUGGAGCAGCUCCCUUUCCUCAACCCAAAUGACUAUUAUCUAAGUGAGAGGCUGAACGACAUCAUUACAGUGGCUCACACACAGGACGCACACCAACACUCGAACGAGAAGCCCCUGAUCCAGUGCUACAAGUGUAAGGAGCCAUGUAAGGGCGAGGUGCUCCGGGUGCAGAACAAGCACUUCCACCUUAAAUGCUUCACCUGUAAAGUGUGCGGCUGCGACCUCGCCCAGGGAGGCUUCUUCAUGAAGAAUGGAGAGUAUCUGUGCAUGCUGGAUUACCAACGGAUGCACGGCACCCGCUGCAAUGGCUGCGGGGAUUUCGUUGAGGGAGAAGUUGUCACUGCCCUGGGCAAGACCUACCACCCAGCCUGCUUCGUCUGCACCGUAUGCAAACGACCGUUCCCCGCUGGUGACAGGGUGACCUUCAACGGGAAGGACUGUCUGUGUCAGUACUGCGUCGAGCCCAUGUCUCCAGGACCAAAGGACGUGCUGGGCUCCAGCAGCUGUGCAGGAUGUGGCCGAGACAUAAAGAACGGACAGGCCCUUCUUGCGCUGGACAGGCAGUGGCAUCUGGGCUGCUUUAAGUGUAAAGCCUGCAGCAAAGUGCUGACUGGAGAGUACAUCAGCAAGGAUGGCGCCCCCUACUGCGAAAAGGACUACCAGAUCCAUUUUGGAGUCCAGUGUGAGGCGUGUCAUCAGUUCAUUACAGGAAAGGUGUUGGAGGCAGGAGAUAAGCACUACCACCCCAGCUGUGCGAGAUGCAGCAGGUGCAACCAGAUGUUCACAGAAGGAGAAGAGAUGUAUCUGCAAGGGUCGACGGUGUGGCAUCCCGGCUGCAAGAACACCACCAGAACAGAGGAGAGACACAGGGAGCGGCUUUUGCCUCCGUCCCUCUUAUUCCUCCAAAAAACAGAAAGGCAGCCUACGAGGUCAUCGUCUGAGAGUAUUUGUUCCAGACCUGGUUCAAGUAUACCUGGCUCACCGGGUCACACCAUCUAUGCAAAAGUAGACAAUGAGAUCCUUGAUUACAGAGACCUAGCUGCCAUUCCAAAAGUCAAAGCCAUUUACGACAUUGAGCGUCCCGAUCUCAUUACCUACGAACCUAUGUACACCACAUCCCUGGAUGAGAGGGAGGAGAGACACGAGGGUGUGGGAGAGCUCCACAGCAUCAGAAGGGAACGUUCCCCUCUGCCCGAGGACAUAUCUUCCAGAAACAUGUCACCGACCCCGUCAGGAGAGGUUUGUUACGACAAGAGGGACCGCAUCCUCCAAAGGUCCACCAGUCAGGGAUCCAUAGGGUCACCGGUAUAUAAUCGCCAUGGUUACACCCCCACCCUGUCAAGGUCACCGCAGCAUUUCCACAGACCUGAGGCUCUGACAGGCAUGCAGAAGCUCUGCUCCUCCUUGUGCAGUAACAGUGUGGGCUCCAGAAAUAGUGACUCUCGCCCCACUUCCCCUUUCAGACAUCACUUCCUCCCCCAUAGCCAAGGCACUGACCCGCCCAGUGGCCGGAGCUCACCCCUUCCGCUCAGGCCCGACAGCCGGCCGGUCACCCCGCCUCUCUGUCAGACCCCAAAACAUUUCCACGUCCCAGAUCAGGGGAGCAACAUCUACAGAAAACCUCCCAUCUACAAGCAACACGAUGCAGCUGCCAUAGCUCAUCAAAGGAAGUCUGCUGAUGAAAUCAUCAGAUCCGCCACCUUCCCCGCUGCCCAUGCUCCGUCUCCGGAUGACAACUCGCUGAGUGAGGGUGACUGUUGGCCUCACUCUCUGGCUGUGUUAGCACCUAUAGGUUCAGAGGGGAGGGGGCGAUCUAGAGAAGAGGAGGAGGAAGAAGCUUUGAAAAGAAAACAACUUCAAGAAGAACACCUCAGCAAGAUUCAGUCGGGUCUGGGGAAGCUAAUUCUAAAGGAGGAGAUGGAAAAGGAGCAGAUCAGAGAACGGCAUGCACGGAGCCUCUCUGCUCAGCGCUACGAUCCCCAAACAAGCAACUGUGACGCAGAUCAAACAUCUCCAACCAAGACCAACUCUCUGCCUGGCUACGGGCGGAAUGGGCUACACCGGCCUCAGUCGACAGAUUUCACCCAGUACAACAGCUAUGGUGACAUGUGUGGAGGAGGCCGAGAGUUUCAGCACAUUAAGGAUGGCCGUGCAGCACUUGCAAGGAUGGACAGGGGAGUAUCUAUGCCUAAUAUGUUGGAAUCAAAAGUGUAUCCCUAUGAAAUGCUCAUGAUCACCAGUAGAGGGAGAGCUAAACUGCCAAGGGAUGUGGACAGAACCAGACUGGAGCGCCACUUAGCACCCGAAACGUUCUUUGACAUCUUUGGAAUGGAGAUCCAGGAGUUUGACAGACUUCCCCUGUGGAAACGCAACGACAUGAAAAAGAAGGCCAAGCUCUUCUAAAAGUUUAUUUUUCCUGAUUUCCAGCAUGCAUUCUCCUGUACAUACGACCAGAUAGCACACAACAACUGUAAUCUAGAUGUAGGUUCUGGUUUUGGCCCUUUUCUUUAUUCCUUUUCCACUUUUUAGGAGUUUGUUUAACUGAUGCAGGGCGACAUGAAAUUGACUGUGUGCUGGGAGACUUUUAUUUUCCAGUUAAAAGAAACAAUGAAUGGGAAUCUGUCAUCCUCAAAAAUGACAAAGAAUAGGACCCGGUUAUUUCGUUUGACCGCGCUUCCUUUACCUCCUGCUUUGCUUUAAGUGGAACUGCUUCCUUUACUUUCUCGCCUGUCUCUUAAUCUUUGUUGCUGUCGAUUCCUGUGGAACGUUUUGAAACUAGAACCUCGCGGCGCCGCUCUGAAAUGCCCCCGCUUGAAGCUUGAUUGUGUGUUAGCCUUCUUUUGCUUGGGCUGAAGUGGUUUUAGCUCAAAGAGUUCAAAGAAUUGGCUCAGUGAGUCUUAAAAACAAAGAUUUUUUUAAAAAAGUCCCUGGGAAAGCAGUCGGUUGACCCCCUCAGUCAUCCGAGCACCCACGUGUCACCGGUCCUCUUGGCUUUUUUUCUGCACAUAAAACGUUCAUCUGAACAGACGAAAACUGUCUCUUCUCAGGCUGUCACACACAUUUAGACACUUUCCCUUUACAUAUUUUGAGGUAUAAAUCGUAUAUUUUAAUGCUGUGUUACCCACAUACCACCAUACAGAAAAAAACCCCAAUCCAAGAAACAGUUGUAUUUGAAAGUAUUGUUUUAUAAAUGAAAACCCACACUGCCAUUUGUUGUAUUGUAAUCUUAAGCCAAUAAAGCUUUACAGUACCGUGAACCACGACGACCCUCUGCUAUACCAAAGUUA